This is a messenger RNA of Exophiala bonariae, 1563 nucleotides long. RefSeq lists its product as uncharacterized. Gene Ontology annotation, molecular function: transmembrane transporter activity. Lineage: Eukaryota; Fungi; Ascomycota; Eurotiomycetes; Chaetothyriales; Herpotrichiellaceae. Gene Ontology annotation, biological process: transmembrane transport. Gene Ontology annotation, cellular component: membrane. The record is from RefSeq and is a predicted model, not a curated record. The transcript has 6 exons. Bases 1 to 1563 code for a protein of 520 amino acids.
AUGGCCAUCACUACCGCUACCAAUAUGCACGACACUUCUUCAGUCAGCGAGAAGUGGGCGGAUGAUCAAGUUGAACGGUCAGUCAACGGUGACAAGCAUGUUGACGAAAAGCAUCAUGAUCCGAAUUGGACAGGAGACGGCAUCGACACCUCCGGUGUUGAUCCUGCAAAGACAUUACGCAAGAUUGACCUUCGUUUAAUUCCAAUGUUAGCUCUACUGUAUCUUCUGAGCUUUUUGGACCGUUCAAACAUCGGAAAUGCAAAAAUCCAAGGCAUGCAGACUGAUCUGGCUCUUACUGGACCUCAGUACAAUCUUUGCGCUACUGUCUUUUUCUUCACAUAUUGUGCUUUCGAAAUCCCCUCAAAUCUACUUCUCAAGUACUUCCGGCCAUCAAUUUGGUUGCCUGGUAUCAUGGUUGCUUGGGGAACAGUCAUGACGUUGAUGGGUCUAGUGAACAGCUACCACGGCCUUCUCAUCUCCCGGAUCUUCCUUGGUGUUGCAGAGGCUGGUCUGUAUCCGGGUUGCGCGUACUACCUCACAUCUUGGUAUGUGAGAGAAGAGCUAGCAUUCCGCCAAGGUCUAUUCUUCAGUGCUGCAAGCAUUGCAGGUUCCUUCUCAGGACUUCUAGCAUUUGCGAUUGCAAAGAUGGAUGGAGUAGGAAACCGAGCGGGUUGGCAAUGGAUCUUCAUCCUGGAAGGCUUGUUGACCGUUCUCGUCGCUUUCGCUGCAUUCUUUAUGCUCUACGACUUCCCAGAUACCGCCAGCUUCUUGACCGUUGAGGAAAAGGCUUGGGUUGUGCACCGCCUGAAGUACCAAGGCAGCAAGAAUGGAAAGCUUGUAGCUGAAAGUGACCAUUUUGAGUGGAAAUACGUUGUUCAAGCUGUUACUGAUUGGCAGCUGUAUCUGUCUCUUUUGAUGUACUGGGGAAUUGUUUGUCCUUUGUACUCGAUCUCACUCUUCCUGCCCAGCAUUAUCAAAGAAUUGGGCUACAUCUCCACCACCGCCCAACUCCUCACCAUCCCAAUCUACAUCACCGCUGCAAUUCUCACCAUCGUCGUCUGCUGGUUCUCCGACCGAGCAUCCAAGCAAGGCAAAUCCCGAUGGCCAUUUGUGUUCUUCCCAAUGUGUGCCAUCCUAAUCGGUUUUAUCAUGGCCAUCUCUGCCUCAGCCGUCGGCGGCGUUCCCGGUGUCGUGUACGCCGGCGUCUUCAUCGCGACAUGCGGUAUCUACCCAGCCUUCCCCAACAACAUCACCUGGAUCAGCAACAAUCUCGCAGGCAGCUACAAGCGUGCCGCGGGCAUGGCGUUCCAAAUCGGUGCGGGCAACCUGGGUGGUGCUAUGGCCAGCAACUUCUACCGCUCCAAGGACGCCCCCAAGUAUCUGCUCGGCCACGGCCUGGACAUCGGAUUCGUCGUCUUGGGCCUCAUUGCCGUCGUUACGCUCAGGAUCUCCUACGGCCGAAUAAACAGCAAUCGUGAGAAGAGCGGUGCUGCUGAGGGCCUGACCGAGAAGGAGCUUUCGGAUCUCGGUGACAGGAGCCCAGCGUUCAGAUAUACCCUGUAA